GUUUCAUUGGAGGAGUGAAUCCAUCAUAGAGACAGAAGGUCGUUUUCUAGGUGACAGUAUCGGGGUUCGGUGAGAGUGAAUUUUCGUACAUGCGUGGGUGUUCAUCGAAGAAAACUUUGGUACUGCUUGGUGAUCACUGCUCAGAUUGAUUACAAUCUGGGGAAUGGAUGAAGUGAUGUAAAGAAAGUAGACAAAAAAUGGAAGCUUUUUUGGAAAAAGGAUAACAACCCAAAAGUGAUGCAAAUGCGAAGAAAAAAAUAAAGUGUGUGCUCUGAGCAGUGAAACAAAACCCGAAAAGCAUCGACCAGGUCUAGAAAUGGUGUUACGCAUUAUCGUUUUGCUAAGCUGUGAUGAGGUGAUUGCUGAUAAGUCCUCCCAAACGGCAUUGAGUGAUGGCGACAAGAAAUAGAAGAAGUAUGGUAUUGAUGUUUAAGACAAAACCACCUCACCGAGAAAUCGGGCAGAAGUAAAAGCUAUAAAUUGUUGGGUGUGUUGAAAAUGAAGUGCAAAAUAAACGUAAAGUGUCGAUCGGAUAAGUCUCAGUGGAAAUCUAUUAGAGACCAGUAUCUGUACGUAAAAAUAGAGUAAUUUUGAAGCUGAACAUUUUUUAGCAUACAGCAGUGCCAAUAGCUUCGGGAGUAACAGCAAUCGUAGAAAAAAGUAACCAUCGAAAAAAGAGAGCAGGCAGUCUGUGGGUUGGAACGCAAGGAUUUUCCUGUGAGCUACACACAGCAUUCACCACCCAGCUUUGGCUGUCUCUCCAAGAUUACCUACCAAAUUUCCCUCUCGUACUCCGGCUAUCUUAUCGCUUCAACACAAAUGCAACCGUAUACCAAUACAGUUGCAGAUUCAGCAGUGGAGAGUAGUGUAGGAAGAGAAAAUAACUAGAAAAAUAAAAGCAUCAAAAAGUUCCAUUACAAAAUGCCAAAAACUACGACUUACGGAUUAAGCUCGCUAGCAACAAUUGAUCCUAGAAGGCUGCUAACGCUGGAACUGUUAGUUCUGGCAUUGCUCUGCCUACUAGAUCAGACGAUUGGCCAGCGCCCUCUUGGUAACGCCACAUUUGGAAUAUCACACAACUCGACGGGUGUGAUAAAUGUCCUGCAGGUCCCUACGACCAGUCAUCCGUCGGAAAUGGAGCACCAUCAGCAUCCAGCGCACAGUAGUAGUGCCAGUAAUCAGAUCGCCAUCGCAGGUAUCGAAGAAAGUGACGGAGUACCUCCGCCACCCAGCAUAAAUGAUAUCACAUCUGAAUCGGGACCUCGGAAUGGGGCUCAGGAUAUGAUCCAACGGAGUCGCAGCAUCAAUCCGUACUUUCCGACACCGGCCACUCCACAGGGUUCCGGCGGUGAAGAGGGACACAACGAUCGACGAAAUUUGCCCUUCAAUCCGUUGCGCCGGAGGAAACCGGUGUCCGGGAUGUCGGAGUUGAGAAAAUUCAACCAGCAGAAAAUGGCUGCAGCUGCUGCCAACGAGAACGGAAUCGAACGGGGAAACGACAGCAGUCACUCGCGUCAGCACUUUCUCAGUAGCGGGAAUGUCGGUAUGCCGGUACAGUCGCCCGGAUGGGGUGGACAACGACGAGGCCGACCGUACGAUAACCGGCAAGGUGACGAUCCACUUCGAACCAUCCGGGAGAAGUUCAACAAUGAGCGCUGGCACAAUCCGAUGAUCGACCGUGCUGAAAUUGACGACAUCCUGGGGGUGAAGUGCAACUUUGAAACUGAGUGCGCCUGGACAUGGGACGAACAUGAUCAGAACGGAUUUCAGGUGGUGACCGGUGCCAAUCUAACGGAGUCCAACCGUACAGGUAUGAUGCCAGGGCCGGCUGCUGAUGUACUGAGCGAUGCCAACGGACACUUUUUGCAUCUACGACUGACCGUCAACAGCACCCCACAGAUACUGACGUCACCGGUAUUUGCCGCCACUCGUGAAAACUGCUAUCUGGAAAUGUUGACCCAUCAAAGCUCGAUGGGUUAUGGUAGCUUGCGGAUAGUGAUCGAAACGAUCGGUAAUCACGAGUCUUCGUGGGUACCGGCGGAGAUCAUGGGCAACGAUUUGCGGCGGUGGCAGCUAAACACGUUUCGGAUCGAUCGAAUAUCGAAGGAUUUCAAGAUACUGUUCGAAGUGGUUCCCAAUCGUCUUGGUGGACAAGCUCGGGGCCAUGUCAGCAUUGACAAUCUACGUAUGGUGAACUGCUUCCCGGAUUCGAUGAACACGAAUAACUGUAGCUAUUCACAAGUACGCUGCACGGCUAAUAAGAUUCCUGUAUGUAUUAAAACACCGAAGAUCUGUGACAUAACUGUCGAUUGUGAUGAAGACGAAGACGAGACUUUAAAUUGCGACAAAAUCCCAUUCGGAGGCAGAUGUGACUUUGAGAGCGGAUGGUGCGGUUGGCAAAACUAUGGGAAUGCCAUACUGUCGUGGGCUCGUCAUUCCGGUCCAACGCCGACGGAAAAAACCGGCCCGGAUAUGGAUCACACCCACGAGGGUACCAAUGUAACAGGCUACUAUAUGUUCGUCAACAUGAACCAGCAUGCCAAUGAUAGCGAGAAGAAAACCCUGGUAGGACUGGCCAGCAACGCCAUCAUGAACAGUGUGAUAUUCAAUCCUCCUCCGCUGGUACACAGCAACGUAUCCUCUCCGUACCGCAAUUCCUGUGUGGUCCGAUUCUACGUCCAUCAGUAUGGGAUGAAUCCAGGUAGCAUCAACCUUUCGAGUGUAGAAAUAAAAGAGAAAGAAAACGUUACCACGACCCUGUGGUGGAGCUCAAAGAACCUCGGCGAAGAUUGGGUCCGAGAAGACAUUGUCCUGCCGAAUAUUACAACAAAAUACUACCUUCAGUUCGAGGCACGCAUGGGGAUGCGUAUCUUUUCGGAUGUAGCGAUAGAUGAUUUUUCGUUGAGUCCGGAGUGCUUCGGACUAAACAUACCGGCUGACCAUCUGCAAGGUUAUAAUUACUGGGAUCCGCGGAUCGGCGGAAUUAAACAGCCACACAAAGACUUUGUCGGGAAGUCAUUCAUUGAGCUCAACACAUGCGGUGCCAAAGGACAGCAAGGUCCAACUCCAGCUGAUUGUCUGGUUUCGUACAACAAUACGGAGGCAUUUAAUGCUAUCCACGUGAUUGAUAGUCAUCCCUUUAAAGGUAUCCAAGCUUGGAAAGUUCCUAAUGAAGGUUACUACACAAUAAUUGCCAAAGGAGCAGGUGGAGGACUCGGUUCAGGUGGAGUUGGAUCGUCCCGGGGUGCAUUGGUUCUGAGUGUACUCGAGUUGCAUAAAGACGAGGAAAUUUACAUUCUCGUUGGUCAGAGUGGAGAACAUGCAUGUAUUAAAUCUAUGGGAUAUCGAGACGAAACUUGUGAGCCCAGGAAUAAGCAAUACUCAAAGGAGAUGUACACCUCUAAAACGCAGCAAGUGAAGAAUACGGUGAUUGAGGACGGUGCUGGCGGAGGUGGUGGAGGAACUUACGUGUUUUUGCUCAACUCCGCUAACACAGCGGUACCGCUACUAGUAGCCGGAGGUGGCGGAGGUCUUGGUGUCGGACGCUACUUAGAUGAAGAUAUUCAACAUGGAAAGAAAUUUAUUCUAGGUAGAAAAGACGUAUCUGGCACAGCACAUUCAGAUCUUGCUCGUCAUGCUGGUCCCGGCGGAGGUUGGCGUGCUCAAGCCGAUAUGGGUCUGGAUCCGAAAUAUGGAGCUUCGUUAUUGGAAGGAGGCCGUGGAGGUUUGCCUUGUUAUCCACCCCGAGGAACACAUGGACAAGGCGGAUUCGGUGGUGGUGGAGGCGGAUGCGAUUCUGGAGGUGGCGGCGGAGGCUUUUCCGGUGGUGAUACAAUGAUCAAUUCUACCAACGGGCAAGGAGGAAGCUCGUUUCUUGCGUCCAAACGAAACGUUCCGGAACUUUCGAUGGAGAGCUCUGGGGCCAACAGUGGUCAUGGAGCGGUACUGAUCAUCCCCGCUAUCCAAGGAUGCGGAUGUGAUUACCGAUGCGUUGCGCUAGAUGAGUACCGGGCUACAGUAGGAUGCAUUUGUCCCGAUGGGUGGACGCUUAAACCUGAUAAUUACACUGCUUGUGAAUUACAAAAUGAAACACUAGAAAUGAAGUACCUAAUCAUAUUCUUUGUGGCCAUUGUGAUAAUUUUAUGUGCAGCACUGGCUAGUCUAAUACUCAUUUUAUAUAAUCGCUACCAACGCAAGCGGCAAGCCGCUCUUCGUCACAAGAUGCUUCUUGAGCAAGACUUGCAGUUGAGCCGCUUGCGCAGCACUACUGAUGACACAGGUCUCACCAACUUUAAUCCUAAUUACGGUUGUGACGGUAUAUUGAACGGAAACGUUGAUAUCAAGAGCUUACCACAGGUGGCUAGAGAAAGUUUACGAUUAGUCAAAGCCCUCGGCCAGGGAGCUUUUGGUGAGGUCUACCAGGGUCUAUAUCGACAUCGGGACGGCGACGCCGUUGAAAUGCCAGUAGCGGUCAAAACUCUUCCGGAGAUGUCUACCGGUCAGGCAGAGUCGGAUUUCCUCAUGGAGGCGGCCAUCAUGGCCAAGUUUAACCACCCAAACAUCGUGCACCUAAUAGGCGUCUGCUUCGAUCGUCAUCCGCGAUUUAUUGUACUUGAACUUCUCGCUGGUGGUGAUCUGAAAAACUUCCUUCGGGAAGGCAGAAACAAACCGGAACGUCCAUCUCCACUCACGAUGAAAGAUCUGAUAUUCUGCGCCUUGGACGUGGCAAAGGGCUGCCGCUACAUGGAGAGCAAACGUUUCAUUCACCGCGAUAUAGCCGCCCGCAAUUGUCUACUUAGUAGCAAGGGUCCCGGCCGGGUAGUGAAGAUUGCCGAUUUCGGGAUGGCUCGCGACAUCUACAGAUCGGAUUACUAUAGGAAAGGUGGUAAAGCUAUGCUACCUAUCAAAUGGAUGCCUCCGGAGGCUUACAUGGACGGUUUCUUCACUUCAAAGACUGACGUGUGGUCGUUCGGUGUGCUGUUAUGGGAGGUAUUCAGCCUCGGUCUGAUGCCGUACACGGGACUGCCAAAUCGUGAUGUAAUGCAACUGGUCACCGGAGGAGGUCGUCUGGAUGCUCCUCCCGGUUGCUCUAAUGCCAUCUAUCGUAUUAUGGCCGAUUGCUGGAACCCAACACCGGAGGAAAGACCAACAUUCUCAAAUCUGCUAGAACGAUUGACAACCUGUACUCAAGAUCCGGAAGUCAUGAAUGCACCUUUACCAAGCUUCUUUAGGCCACCUUCGAAUGAACGAGACACCACGAUAAUGCGACCACCCGGAAACGACGACUUCUGCUUGCAGGUUCCGAAUUCUUCAGAUUAUUUAAUACCAUUACCUGGACCACGUUCUGUCGCGGAGCGAUUACUCAGCGAAGCCACUGGGGUGACAAUCCCCGACUCAAUGGUAACCUGUACCCCGCCAAAAACUGCUUCCCCGAGAAUCAUGAAUGGACCGGUACAACCGCAAGAAGGCAAAUGCUGGGAGACUUCUUUCAUACGAGAACAUCCCACAGUUAUUAGUUCGGGACCCGCCAUACCAACACAGAAUCCAACAUUGCUGGUGAACGAAAAUGGACCCCUUGAUGUUCCCAGAUGUCCUCCAGUGCCCGAUAAGCUUAUAUCGCUGGACACUCCACAGCAAACUCCUACGAGUAUUCAGCCACCGAUUUCCUUCAGCACUCCGAUAACAAACUCUCACGGUGCUUCGAUUGUGGUAGCUCCAACCAGCAUCGCCGGUGUAAACCACAACGGUAUGAUGGCGCACUGCAACGGCAACGGUGGUAACGGAAAUGGUGCAAGCAACGGAUGUCACAAUGGCCAUAGUCACGUUGCACUUCCGCCCCCUGCUGCAUCGGUAGAUCAAAUCGAAACGGCGAAACUGCUCAAUAGUAUACCACCUCCGAUUACACUGGAUCCGUCGACGCUAAACAAACAGCAAACGGGCGUCGUGGGAGUGAGCGGAACGUCCUACGCCAAUAUUCGCAUGAUCAACACGAACAAUUUGAAUAAUGGUGAUCACGGUGAGAAAAUGGUCAGUGGAAGAGGUAAUGGUGGGGGCAGUGGGGGCACUGUAAAUAACAAUCAUCACCACAGUAAUAGCAGCGGUAGCGAUAAGAGCAACGACACGAGGCCGACCGCGUUCACGAUACAGACGUUCAGUGAUCGGUACAUAAAUCAGGAGAAUCACUCGGAGAUUAGUUGUUAGGAUGGUGAGAGAUUAAGAAACGUUCAUGGUAUGGUGAGGUGGAUUGGAUGCUCGACUGGCGGAUUGUUUCGAAUCCGUAUUGUUGAUGGCUUCGUUCGAUGGUUCUGGUUGACUUCGAUUCGAUUGACAACAAUUUUGGCUCUGAGAAUGUCAAACAAAAUCUAAUAACAAUUUAAUAAACGAACAAACUGCGCACCCAACAACAGAAAAUGUAUGAAUAACUAGUCCUAACUGUUUUUGACUAGUUAUUUAUUUUCUUUUCAAAUAAAUCCAUCCAACACGGAAAGUGCAUGUUUCAUAGCUUUAUGCAUGAAUUGAGUUCAAUUUUGGCAAACAAAAAUUACGUUCUCUUUGACAGUUGUCAUGAGAAAGGAAAAUGUUAGUUGUUUUGUGAGCUGUCCAAAUGAUGAUUGUUUACAUUGUUUAUAGAAAAUAGAUACUGAAUUUGCGUUUAGUGUUGUUUAGAUGAGGAAGUUGUUUUUUUUUACCUAUAACAUACUAUAUUUAAUAAUUUAAACAGCUCAAAAGUAUAUUUUUAGAAUGACUAAUUCUAUUUACUAAUACAUUUAUUCACGAUUUAACUUAAUACGUGAAGUGUAGUUCAAAUUAUUUUAGAAGUAUGCUUAUACAUUAACUUUAAUUUCAUGAUGCGGAAUACGAAAGUUUAGCCCGUCUGAUAAACUACCAACAUUUAGUUUAAGUCAUAUGAUAGCAACAUUAUAUUAUUAUCUAGUAUGCCAUAAAACCAAGCAAAUAUAAAAUGUUGGGUGGGUAAUGUCAGAGACGUUAUUUCAAACUAACGUUGAUACGAAUAAAAUUAACACGAAUUGCAUAACUGUAGAAUUGCUAGUUUUUUAGUUUUAAAAUAUUGACUUUUCUUUUUCAACAGACUUCGCAAUCGAUUCUUAACGUUCAGAAUCAUUGCAUGGUUAGUACUACAAUCCUACUGAUACAACGGUGUCCUUCCAGGUCGAAGUUCGCACAUAUGACAACUGGCUUGUAAGACUAGCGCCCUAUGCGAGCCACUGAGGGCGAGGUGCUAAGUCUGGUGAAUAUGGUGGAUGCGAUAGCAAUUCGAAUUUCAAUUCAUGAAAUUUUUUCCAUCGUAACGAUCGAUUGGAGACAAAAAAUCAUCAUCCAUUUGGCAAACAUUUUUUUCCUAAUCGAUUGCUUAUGCAAUAUUGUGAAUACACUUACUUUUGAAAUCUUUACGAUGCUAGUUAUCUCAUGCAUCUUCUCUUGUAGAUUUUCCAUAACGAUGGAAUUUACUUUUGAAACGAUUUCCGGAACAACAAUCUCAUUUGGAUGACCAGAGUGAGGUUCAUCGGCGGUGUUUGCAAGACCGUAUUUCAAUUCUGUAAAUCACUCAAACAAUGGUUGAUUUGCUUGGAGAAGAGCCUGGAUCAUGCUUACCAAGCCCUAUCUCUGCUUGUGAAAUUUUUCUACAUUUUUUCUAAUUUUGCAGAUGUAGCGUUACUAAAAGCACAAUAACUAACACACUAAUAAACCGAAUGUCGUAAAUAUGUUGAUUGAUGUCAUCUGAAGGAUGCCUCUCUUGAUCGCUAGAGGAACUUUUAAUUACUGACGCCAUCUGUCUGUCAGACCAGAGACUUAUUGACCAACCGGUUGGUGUAUCAGGUCUAAUCAGUAAUAUCCGACUUUCGUGAAAGAACAACUCCUGAAAUAGCAAACAGAACCAAUCUACUCUGCACUGAUUUAACUCGGAUGAGUUAUGAAGAAAGUUGAAUUCGAAUUUGCACCCCGCAACAGCGGUCUUUUCGAAAUUCGUAAAUCAUUCAAUCAUUUCGCGAAAAAGCUGAAACAAUCUGUUGUGCUUUGAAUUUUAAAAAUAUUUGUUUUAUCGAUGACACUUGUGAUAGUAGCUUUAAGUUGCAAUAUAAUUAUUGUUUUGUUAUGUUCGUUGAUGUUUUUGCCCGUUUGUGAAUGACAAAUGAAAAUGGGGUUUUUCUCCAUUCAAAUUGUAGAUAAAUGAAUAAAUUUAAUGUGGGUACUAUUCGACAAUUGUGCGAAUGAAUUAGCAGUGAAGAGAAUUCAAGCAUAUCUGUGAGAUAAUUGUCUUACAAAUUUUUAGCUUACCUUACAAAAUACAGAAAACCUUUUCAGAAAUGAACUUAAUAUUAUCAUUAAAAGCCAAUAAUUCAGCGAGAAUAUUUCUGAGCUCCUUGAUAGAUAUGACUCCCUUAGUCAUGGCUCCAUCAAGACAAUAAUCGCAUCGAAUGGACUGUAUUUUUCCAUAUGAAUGUGAUAAUGAAAUAUUUAUCAAUAUUAAAGGUAAUUUGGUUAACUUUGUGGAGACCAUUGUCCAAAAACAUUGAACUUAGCUUUGCUGGCUAAAUGGUAGCCUCAGUGCUUUAUUGUUUUCGGUAUAACUUAAUAUGCUUUGAUAUUGAUAUGAUUGAAAAUCAGUGACUCCAGGGGGCUAGUCUGCGGGAUUCAGGAUAAAGCGAAAAAUUAUCGUUCUUUAGAGCACAGCUGUAAUUUUCGUCUAAUACACUAUUCAAAUUAGUUCUAGAGCCUAAUACUUGAUUGAACUUGAUUAUUGCAAAUUUGAUUCAAAUUUACUCAAAAAGCUUCAGUUGGACUAAGAAUGAAAUUAUUUUUGUCGGGAACUAAUUGAAAACUAUGUAACUCAAUGGCCAAUAUACACAUCUUAGAUAAUUUAGGUUUUAAUGAAGAUGACAAAAACAAUCUUAGCUCAUAAAGCACCUUCAAGAAUUCAAUGAAACUGUCGCAAACCCCUGACAUGUCCAAGAAAAACCAAAUGAUGUUCAGAACCACUAUGAACGAAUAAUAUUUGUACUCUUAAAAGGGAACAGGGGAACGAUUGCUAUUUACAUCCCAAGAAUGUUUAGAAAAAACAUUUUGUUUCUCUCUGCUUUUGACGAAAACGAUACUUUUACUAUGCGAUUGAGAUUCCCAAUGUUUUAAGCGGUAAUGCCAUAAUUAAGCAUCUUAUUAUUAUAUACUGUUUAUUCAGACCCGACUUUAGUCUAACUAUGCUCGUUCGCCGGGUAAGAACUCGCUUCGUGCACGGAGAGUUCAUACAACAAGUAUACUGACAAAGAAUUCAUGAAGCAUUUCACGUGUUUCGAUCAAGUCAGUUAUAUUGGGAUAGCCAAAAACAGGAUUGGAACCAGUGCCGCUUUUACGGUCCUAGGGAGCCCCGGACAGAAUCAACCGAACAAAAAAAAGACAUUCAGUUAGUUAGGAGCAUAGAAAAAAAUCUUGACCCCGGGCCCAUUAACUGCUUGGAACAGUGGUUACGGUGCUACUAUUUCGAUCAGAACAGAUCCUUGUGCUAACUUCAGCCAGUUAAAAAUACCGACACCGACACUGCACUGGCUAUCUAGGGUACUCGAAAAUACUUGAUAUGAAUUGCAGAGCUGCCUGAUACUCGAAGGAUGGUUCAAUGUUCUCCUGACUAUCGUUGCUUUUGUAAAAUGCAUCUUUUUUCAGACUAUUCUAGCAAUACACAAAAUCCUAACGAACACCUAGAACAACAUAACCACCACAUUGAUCAAUUAGCUUGCCACAAUGGUAAUCCUCGUCAUGUCAUGAACGUCCUAAUGCACCAUGGAAUAGACAAAGAAGACUAAAAACUUAUAACGGGUUUCAAGAGAACAGUAACAGAAAUUAUGACGAACUCAUCCGGUAGUCGUCAUCGGGAAAAGAAGAACUACACAAACUCAUACGGAUCUGUUUGACUCGAUGAUGAGGUACAAGGAAGCUAAGCUUCGCUAAGGGGAAAACAGUGGAUUAAAGAAUCAAACUGUAAAAAAGAAUGAUCUAGAUAACCAGUAGUUUUUACAUAAAUGGAUAAAAAUAAGUGUGGUAUAAGGAAAGAUUUAGAGCAUAAAUAACUACUAUUGGUGGUAUCACUAAUUUGAUGAAGUAUUUCGUAACGAAAAACUAGUGUACAUAUAGGUGAUUUUAUUUGAGAAUGAAAAACGUGAAGAACAGAGUUGAUGAGUUGAUUUAGUAAUAUUUAGUGUAUUAAAUAUUAUUGAUAUAGAAAUAUUUAGGCCAGAAAUCAUAAAUGCGAGAAUAAUUGUACGAGCUUGGUUGCAACCCAACAGAUGUAAGAUGCAAAACGAAUGUACGGAUACUAGCGAAUCUCGGUAAUGUUUGUUUGUGCUAAUUUUUGUUUUGAUAUAAUGUGUAACUGUUAAGCUGUUGUUUAUUAUGAUGCUCAAUUUUAACGAAAAAUUACUAGAAUCACGUCAACGUGACUCAACCGUUGUUUAGAUAUGCGGAUUUUUAAUUAUAUUACAUUGUGCUCAUGUUAAUAUGAUUAUGAAACUAUAUGCGAAAAAGAUGUCAAAAAUUGAAGAAAUAGCUCACGCGAUGUGGAUUUGGUUUGUUUUUAUUCUGCUUCGGUAUCGAUGACAAAACGCGAGCUCUCGCAGGUUUGACGUUAACAUCAACGCUGAUUUGAGCUUGGUCACUGUCAUUAACUUGUUGGAGGCCUUUUCCAUUCAGUGAAAUUCAAGACUAGUCCAUAUUCUAUAACUAACUUACGGCAAAUACUUUUCUUUCUAUUUAUUUACAUUUAGAAUAUGAAUUCAUAUAUAGCAGAAAUUAUAUUAUUCGUUUAUCUUUAAACGGAAUUUUGUGAAUAUGAUCUCUACUCUUGAAAAAGAGUUGUUUUCCGUGCGGAGCACUGUAACUGACAAGUUCUAUGCAACUGUUUUGAAUCCGUUAUCACUUACUCCGGUCCAGUGAUCUUAAUGGACCGAAACAACAAUCUGUGAUAACUUUAAUGCUCGGUUUUGAAAUAAAUGCAUUACUUAAUUCAUACGUUUACAGAUGAGAAUUUGUGUAAAAUCGUAAGGCAAAAGCGGUGUAGUCCUAAAAAAAUCAAUUUAAUUUAUCUACAGAAUAAUAGUCCUAAUGUUUUUCUUGCAAACGAAAAUAUGAGCACAAUUCAAAUUAAAGUAAAUGUAAGAAAAUGGCACAAGCGCAAGGCUAAAGUUAUGAUUCGCAUACGAUAUUCUUGUGGCUAAAACCCAUACGAUAUCAUUAUGAAAAUCCAUAUAUUUUUUGCCUGAGUGUAGUUCAAUUGUCCAAGUUAUCAAGCAUUUCCGUCUUGAUACUUUGUUCUCGGUUGUAGCAACAGGACGUGAUUCGACGGAUGAUCCUGGAACGCUCGGUGUUUACUUUUUCUUCCCCAAAUCUUUCUGUUUUUUCAACAAAAAAAUGGCUCUCACUCAUACAAAAAUCUCGGAACCUGUCAAUUUACCAUCGUGAGUUGAUGUUUUCCACCCAGCCCCACAUACAGGAUCAGAAAAUUUUUCUGGUCUAAGAUGCGUGUAGAAGUCAUUUUAGUUGAUUUAACUGAAGUUUACAUCGAUAAAGACACAAAAGUUAUUAUUGCAAAUUGUUAAUAGAUGUAAAAUUGUGACAUAGUCGAAGAAAUUACGGCAAGUUAGAAUUUACGCCGAGCGUAAAUCUCAUUUUUUCGAAGAGUGUGCUCACUAUUAAUGAACUGGUUUACAGCAAAAUAUGAAUAAUUACUCUCAUAUUUUUUCGAAGAAACAUGCAAAAUUUCAGAAGAAUGAAAGAACGGUUCAACAGAACUAGUUCUUUCGGUAGAACUAUUCAAUUCUGGGCGGUUUUCCAAAAAGAACAAAACUUCACAGGCUCAGAGUGUAACUUGCGUUCGGCUACCAAGUGCCGCUGUAUGGCUUUACAUGUAUCAAUUAUACGUCAAGCGGAUAUGGGCUUCUGUGGUUCAGUCCAUUAACUGACGUGCUAUGUGAUCAAAUGUUUAUCGGUUCAAGUCGCACUAUUGCUUUUUUAUUUCAUUCAAACUCGUACAAUUUUCAAAUCACACAAUUUACAUGUUUUUGAAUAUAAAUCUGUGUAUAUUGUAUGUGUGUAACUUUUAAAAUCAGGUUUGGUCAGUCUACGAUGCGCAGGCCUGGCAAACCAUUCUUUGUAUGUUCCAGGUCACCUGUAAACUCAUGAAUGAUCUGCAAAAGUCUAACGAAUCAAGAGGUCAAAUAGGGAAGUAUUCUAUCUUUGCUUUUGAUUUUUAUAGUAAAGGUAUCAAACUUACAUGUUAUUAAACGUCUAAUUGACCAAACAAGCCUGCAACUUUCUAUGUCUAUGGUAUUGCGUCUACAAGUAAGUUUGAAGCAUUUUUAGUUGUCUCACUAAUUGUGCAAUUAUAAGAAGAAUCAAAUUUUCGACUAUCAUAAACCAAGAAUUCAAAAAUGAACUGUCAUCACCGAUAACGAUUGUCGGUAAUUAUCGUUUACAUAAUCAUCACUGAAAAUGAUGACGAAAAUCGUUUGAUAUUGGUGUUGCGAAAUUAUCACAUAAUCCAGAAUCACCGCUGAGUAUGGGGAAAAUCUCAUCACCGUCAAUAUCACUAUAGUGAUGUUACAUAAACUCUCACAGGAUAAUAUAUAAUACUUGCUAUUCAAUGAGGCGAGUAAAUCAAUUUCAACCGAAUAUCAAAAUAUUAUAUGGGUGUUUUUGGAAAGCAUGUUGGAUGUUGAAUAUCAAUGUUUGAAGUCUUUUUAAAAUCCAAGAUGACAGCUUUCGUCCAGUCAAAAUGUCUUUUGAAUAACAAAUUGAAUUUCAAAAUUGUUUUUGACGACCAUAUUCGGCACCCAUUUAUCAUAUCCAUUUCGAACAUAUUCAUAUUGUAUAGUUUUUGAAGACUUAAAUUUCAAAAUGACAAAAUGAUAUUCGACACCCAUUCAUCAUAUCCGUUCUAAAAAACACACUCAUAUAGUGCAUAAAGAUUUGAUUGAAAUUGGUUUUCAAAACCUCUCUCAAACCACUGAGUAUAAUCAUGUUGUAGUGAAACUCUCUGCAUGGAUGAUAAUUGUGAGAAUGAUUUUGAAUGAUUGUCAUUAUUUUGAACUGGAUGAGAUUUUGCUCAUACUAUCAAUGAGUAAUCAUAAUUAUUAUUGACUUUUCGGAUAGUGAUAAUCCAUGCCGAAUGAUUUUUAUCAUCGAUGAUAUUUGAUUAUUUUUUAUUUUUAUGAAAAUUUAUAGUUCAGAAAAAUUCGCGUACAAGCUUUACGUGGCCGAUUGAGCCAUGAUUUUAUUAGAUAAUAUAUUUUUUUUUACCAUAAUUUAUUUAGUUUUUUACUCGUCAUCCAUUGCCGCGUCUGUGGUAUCGUUGUUGGUUUCCGUUUUUUCUUCGUUUUCCUUGUAAUUCGCAGUCUUGAGCUCGUUGUUAGUUGCUGUAGACGCGCCUUGUUGUACAUUAAUUGCAGUUGCUGGUUGGUUUGAUGGUGCAACAGUUUCCGUUGUUGGGCGGUUGUCCUUGUUUUUGUUUGAAGAUGUCCUUUUCGCAGUUUCAGUACAAGGUUUGCCGUAGUGCGCAGGUUGUUCACAAAACUGACAUGUAACCAGUUGAUUUUCAUACGCAAUCAGCGUUUUACACGAAUAUAUCCCGUCUUGAUCACAAAUGAUGUAAGAUGGAAUUGCUUUACGUAGUUGCAUACCUACCACUCGCACGCCAUUCCGAAUACCCGGAAAAAAUUCCGCCAUACUUCCCUUUCGAUGGAAAGAACUUUACCGUACUGCGACAUACUUUCCCGAACGAACUGAUCGCUGGUCUGCGGGGGAAGGUCAUGCACGCGUACUUCUAUGGCAUUGUCCACCAAGCAGGCAUGGCAUUGUCCACCAAGCAGGCAUGGCAAAAACACGUAUCCGUUCUGCACGGUACUCACCUUCACUCAUGAGCACACCACCAGGAGUAUUGAAUGCAACGCUUCGUGCCCGUGUUGAAAAAGCAAAGACCGAACGCUGCAGAAAAUGCACCAGUAGCGGUGGUCGUGUAAUUGCCAAGCAACGGUGUUUGGAUUUUCGGGCAGCACUGAAGUCGUGUGUUUCCGAUUUUGCCUUAUACGUUGCUUGAACCAUAAUCCCCUAUACUACCACGGUGUGACGAAAAAUGCGUUUGAAUGAUUUAUUCUUUUUUCAUCAAUAUGCGUUUGAUUGAAUUCAAUUGAUUGACAAUAUAACCAACGCAUGGGUGCUCUUCGGUGCCUUCGCGGAAUUGAAAACACUCGGCUCCGGUGUUUAACAAACCUGAAAACACGCGGUUUCGGUGUAUGCCGAAGCUUGAAACAUCAGUGCCGAAAACAACACACCGCCACGAGCUUCGUGGCUUCGAACGCAAUGACAUUCUCAAUACACGCGGUGGCGGUGGUUAUAUGAAGCACGCGGUGCAGAGCAGUGUUUCGACAUGCCUGCCACCAAGUACACAGGGAUUUUAUAUUUAACAAUAUUAUGAUCAACACUGUGCACCCCGUCAUUAACCGAAGCGAAUGCGAUUGCAUCUCUUUCACGUUUGAACAUAAUGUACACACAGUUAGAUGCCUUGUUGAAUUGAAUCUCACUUACAUCAUUAACGUUUAGAUGCAUUCGUUCCUUAAGCAAGGUUUCAAUUUCGGUUGCUGCUGGUCUAACUUUGCAGCGCUUGAAAUCAAUACAAAUUGAAUUUGGUCUUGUAGUCCAAAUUUCAGGUUUUGUUAAAUCGUAUUUGCCUAUUUCGUACACUCUAUUGUUCACUACACUGUAUUGUCUUUGUUUCUAUCGUCUCGAUCGUAAGCAAUUUUCGACUGUGUCGGAUGAGAUGCGAGCACGAACGAAAUAUUUGAUUAUUUGAUACUUUCGUUCGUAUGGUAACGAAAAUAAGUCGCCCUACGUCAAAAACAGUAAUGAAUAAAAUUAGUCCGAUCAAGUCAAAUUUAUAUCCUGGGUAUUGCUUAACAUGAACAAGAAAUUCGUUUCGUAUUAGCGGUAAUUUAUGAAAUCUGAGUCGAAAGAAUGUUUCGUCCCUUGAGUUCAUGAAUGAAUGGAACCCAUUUCAACUAAAGUAAGGUAUAAGAACUCUGCAUUGAUCGAAUCAAGGGCCCUGAUUUUACCUAUUAUUACCAGUAUCAUGUUUAAUGAUGUGAAAAAUACUUAGGCCGUGGACCAUUCAAAUUUGACAUUCGACAAAGUUUGACGAAUCAAAAUUUGUUCAGGUUUAUUUUGCACUGCACAUAAAAUGAUAGUGAUAUAGUAAUUGAAACACAGAGAACAUAAGAAAAGCAUGACAAUUUAUUGAAACUUUUUAUUGGUGUCUGUUCUUUGACUGAAAGUAUAAAACUAAAUUACACAGAAGAAAUUGUUACUAAGAAUCUGAAAUUAGAUAUUUUUUUCAGAUUCGGAUCGGAAAUAAUUAUCGAUUUGUUAAAAAUAACCUUGCUUUCGAGCAGGGCUAUUUUUGACAACGACAAAAAAUUGCUCGACUGUCAAAUUUGAACUAGAGUUAAAAGAAUUCGUGAGAAGGUCAACAGGCAUAAUUUUUUCCAACAAAAUAUGUGCGUCGUGAUGUGCAUAAUAACAACCAUCACUGACAUUAUGCCCCACCUUCGAUUCAACAGUAUACUUCGAGUUAAAAUGCUAUUUCAAAGAUUUAUCACAAUUAUUCAAACGAAAUGUAGCGUUGGGAGGAUCAAUAAUAUUGGUUUCCAAUUGUAAAUACAUGAUUAUGCAAUUGAUUUCUGAUGCAAAGAAUAUCUUCUUUAUCUGCAUUUCUUCUAUAUCGACAUUUCAAGGGGUAUAUUGCAUCAUUGUUAUGAGUUGACCACUGAUUUGUUGUGAGGCAUAUUAUACGGUUGCUGGGACAUUAUGCCUAAGGCAAGCGAAAAAACUGUGAAUGUCCUCGUUUUAGAAAAUGUGUUUGUAUCAAUCAAUUAUCAUCACUUCAACCGGGAUCAUUGAAAAUUAUGUUCCUCAGACGUAUUGCAAAGAAAUUCCUUUCACAUUUAUUUUCUCACUGAUUGUAUAUUAUAUCUUAAUGACUCUCGACAAAUUAUGAUGUAGAAACUCAAAAUGGUCGGGUACGCAAACUCCGAAAACCGAACCCAACCCAUACCCGAUUGAGGUUGAAAAUCUGUUCCCAUUUCCGACCCAAAUCUGAAAAAAAAAAAUUAAAGCUGCAAUAUGACCUAAAACCUAAUAAACUCUAAUACAAACUCAGCAGUUUAAUACAAAAAAUGUUGUUUCAAAAUUUGUUUUUGGAGUUUCGCGGUAUUCUUAUUAAGUUUUUAAAGUGUUCAAACCAUGAAAAUUCAAGCGUCAAAUAUCUAAACCGCUAUUUGGAAUGAAGAAAUGCAGCUGAAGAAGUUGGGCACAGAUAUUUUACACACUUACAUAUCGAAAUUUUCUGAAGCAGAGCUCAAAAGCCUUUGGAAUGUAGUGCCCGGACUCCACUUGUUUUGAUGUUUGAGGAUUAAGUUUGAAUCCUUCCUCAUAUUGACAAAAAUUAUUUAAGCAUUAUGAAAAAAUAAUAUUAAUUUUUCUCGACAUGGUUAAAAUCAAAGAACUAAAAAAUUCUUCAUCGCAAUGAAUGGAAUAUGCCAACAAUUUGAUUAAUGACAAAUUUUAGUUCCAAUGAAUGCUUUAAAAUAUCGAAACUCAUUUGCUCAAAACAAACUAGCAGCGAGAAGCUAUUGAUUUCAUGACGCAAAUACGUCUUUAAACCAAAACACUAGUAAGUGCGUAGCGGAACGCUAUAAAAAUUCAAAAGAAAAAGUGUUAUUUGGCGAAACGGGAAAAAACAACAAAACCAUAUAUAUAAUCAGGUUAGUGAACAGAAAUUCUAUAUAGUUGCUAUAUAACUCAAUGUAUGACAAACCGAUGGGCAGAACUAAUCUAGCGAUAAGCAGAAUAUAAAGCAUAAGCAACGAAAUUAUUGUAACCUUGAAGGCUAAGGGGAUCUGAAAGUCGUAAUACUGAAGUUAAUGUAAACUUUCACACCUCCAAAAAAAUAAAACAAAGCAAAUAACCGUAUUUGACAUGAGCACUCAAACCGAUUAAACAAAAAAAAACAACUACAUACAGGCUGGUUUACGAGCUGUAUCAAAUAUGUGUUAAACAGAAAUAAAUACAAGUGCAAACGCAUAAAUCAACAACUUUUCACACUUUACUGGAUGUUACAUGAUUAACAAAAGUAUGCAUAGUUCAGAUGUGAAAUAGAACCUCUCAUUCAAGGCGCAAAGUAUGAACCGGAAACAGGAAAACAAAAACCACAACAAACCAACUCUAUUAAAAUAGUCAAUGUGUCUUCGUGAUGUAAUGAUAAGCCUGUGGCGCAACAUUCACUCGUUUGAAGUGAGCAGAACUAUUACUAGAGUUAUUUUUGUACCACAAAGAGUAUAAGCAGAAACACACCUACAUUUACGUGAAACAAGCGAAACGAGCAUUGUAAAAUAAGCAACUAUCAAAGCAAAAUAGUCAAUAAUCAGGCAUUUAUCAGAGAAUCCAUACAGAAAUCAUCUGAGCAUGCUGCUCAGAAAUGUCACAUUCACAAUGAUCAUAAUACAACAGAAAAUAGCAUAUUGAACAAAAUUAUUCAACACAAAACAAUGCUUUUAUAAUUAGGAGAAAAUUAAUGCGUAAGCAAAAUUUGUACACUAAUGAAGAUUAAUUUUGAUAGAAUUGUACAGGAUAAUCAGUUUAUUAAGAGCAGCACGCAGAGUAUGAUAGAUGAGAUUCAGUGUAGAAAUACGCUGCACAGAAUUGAUACAAAAGCUAGAUAAAAACGCCAAAUUGGACAAAACGAAGCGGGAGUGUAUUUUUAUAUAUGAAUGUAAAAAUAAAUGACAUUUGAGAAACUAAACCUGACAGCAACAGAUAACUGUAGGAAGACAUAUGUUACCAACUUUUUUACCGAGUAAACUAAAACAUAAAGCUUAUUAUAGCGAAGGACGUAGUCACGUGCUUCAGAAGCACAGGCGCAAAUAAGAGUUCUCCUCGGAGCAGAUCAAACGAGGUAAUGUUAAUAGUUCAUAAAACUAAAACAGAAUAAUGAGAGCGCUAAAUAUUGUAUUACUAGUAGGUCUAAUGCAAUUUUGAUAAUUUUAGUAAAAUUUUCAACAACUUUUUUUCUUGUAUCAAACAUAAAUGAAAGUGGCUGAAAAUGAUGGCAAUGCCACUAGUAGGGAUGAAAGCAAGAAAUCUUAAGUUAUUUCUCAAGUGAAAUGAAUCACAACACACACCCGUCUUAAUACGGGAACACGUUAAUAACGGAACACGUUGAGCAAUUGUUCCAAGUUAAAUAAACCUAAACCACAAACGGAAUGUAAGAAAAUGCUUUAAUUGAUAUAUGUGUAUAUACAAGAUGAUGUCAUGAAAUGGAUAAAGAAUAAAUAAAUAAAAUCAAGCAAACAAAAAGUGUAAGGUAUAAAAACCAACAGAAUAUUAAUGUUAUUUAUUUAUUGAUAUUUAUGUAUAAAACAAAGAAAACGAAAAACACAAAAGAAAAGUGAGACAAAAAACAAAAAGAAUGGGGAGUAGAAUGUAAACCAUGCAUACACAUAAACAUACACUCGAGAGAUGAGCAGGUUAGGUCAAACAAUUGUUAUAUACAGUGACAGCAACUGGGAGAGAGUGAAAGAGAGGAUUCAAAUGAAACCGUAUCAUAACUGACUAUUAAAUAAACAAUGACGAUAA
Messenger RNA from Malaya genurostris, 18690 nucleotides. RefSeq names its product tyrosine-protein kinase receptor (gene Alk). The record is from RefSeq and is a predicted model, not a curated record. The coding region runs from base 922 to 6201 and encodes 1759 amino acids. Gene Ontology annotation, biological process: positive regulation of kinase activity; regulation of neuron differentiation; multicellular organism development. NCBI's taxonomy places the organism in Eukaryota, Metazoa, Arthropoda, Insecta, Diptera, Culicidae. The transcript has 17 exons. Gene Ontology annotation, molecular function: transmembrane receptor protein tyrosine kinase activity; protein binding; ATP binding. Gene Ontology annotation, cellular component: membrane; signaling receptor complex.